AUGAAGCGCACAUACACAAACACGCAAACACUAAAGCCAUCAACAGCCAACACCGGCCUCGGCUACGAGGUGGUCAAAGCCCUGGCCGCCACCUCCCACGCCUACAAGAUCAUCCUGGGCUGCCGCGACCCGAGCAAGGGCGAUGCCGCCGUGGCCAAGAUCAAGAGCGAGGUCCCCGAGACGGCCUCGUCCUUCUCCGUCGUGCAAAUCGACAUCGCCUCGGACGAGUCAAUCGAAGCAGCGGUGGCCUCGCUCACUUCGACGGAGCCGCGCAUCGACGUGCUCGUCAACAACGCCGGCGCGCACUUUGAGAUCGACGCCACCAAGAACCUGCGCCCGGACGGCAUCCCUUCGGCCGCCGCGAUGCGCCGCGCCUUCAACCAGUCCUGGAACGUCAACGUGGCCGGCACGCAGGUCCUGACUGCGCUGCUCGUGCCCUUGCUGCUAAAGUCGCCCGAUCCCAGACUGCUCUUCCUGACCAGCGGCACCGCGUCGCUGACCGAGACGGAGAAGACGGACGGCCCCAUCUACGGCCGAAUCAACGCGCACCCCAAGGAGACCGGGUGGCCGAAGCCCGCGGGGUCGCUGGGCGAGGGCAAGCCCUCAGGCCUGCCGUCCGCGUACAAGUCGGUGAAAGUCGGGCUCAACAUGGUGAUGCGCGAGUGGGCGAGGGUCCUGCGCGCCGACGGGGUCAAGGUGUGGUCCAUCUCGCCUGGGUUCUUGGCCACCGGUCUCGGUGGGGUUGGCGCAGAUGCCUUGCGCAAGCUUGGUGCCAAGGAACCGCACGAGGGGGGCGAGUUCAUCCGCGAUGUGGUCGAGGGCAAGUAUGACCAUGAGGAAGGCAAGGCUAUCCGUGCCACUGGGCCGCAGCCGUGGUAA
Microdochium trichocladiopsis is the source of this 879-nucleotide messenger RNA. RefSeq lists its product as uncharacterized. Lineage: Eukaryota; Fungi; Ascomycota; Sordariomycetes; Xylariales; Microdochiaceae. The transcript has 2 exons. The record is from RefSeq and is a predicted model, not a curated record. The coding region runs from base 1 to 879 and encodes 292 amino acids.